AUGAGUGACGAGAAAAAUGAAGUCGAUGAGCUCGAUAAUGAAGUAGAAGCCUUUGAUAAAAUGGAAAAAGACUUCCAGCUCAUCGUUUCCAACCUCGUUAAUGAUCAAACUCUCGAAAAAUUUAGAGGUGAAUACGAAAAAUUGCAUGUCGAACUCGUUAAAUCUCACAAUCAAAAUAAACAACUCAUUGACAAGUGCAGACAGCUAAAUGCUGAUAUUCUUUCGAAUGCAAACGUAAUUUCAAGUACUUUAUCUUUAAAUCAAAGUGACGCACGUACUAUUGCAGGUUUACGUACAGAAUUCGAAAAGGCAUGGAAAAUGGUCGAAAUCUCACAAGAAAGAGAGUCGAAAAGUAAAGAAGUCAUUGAAACUUUGAAGCAAGAAAUUUCAAACCUUUCAAGGUUAGUCGAACAAGGUGGAGCAUUAGCAUUUUCACAAGAAACAUCAUUACAAGAAAUGUCUGAUCAAAUUGCAGCUCUUAAAAAAGAAAUAACGAUGCAAACUACUCAAAUGCAGCAAAUUCGAGCGGCAAUAGACGAAAAAGCUAAAGAAAAAGAAGGAUUACUUGUAGAAACUAACAAAUUAAAAGAAGACGAACAAAAAAUAAACGAAGAAGCAAAUCAAUAUCGACAACAAAAUAAAAGCUUAUCGGAUGAGUCUGAAAGCUUAGUUUCCAAAAUAAAAGAUAUUAAAGAUCUUAUUGUUAACAAUCAAAACACAAUUACAAAUAAUUCUCAAAUUAUACAUGAUAGAGGCAUCAGUAACUCUGAAUUAGUUCAAGACAAGCUUACAGAAGACAGUAACAUGAAAGUUGCUGAAGAAGAUAAGAAUAUAAGCUUAGCAAGAGUAGUUAGCAAAACUCAAGACCACGAAGACGUAAUCAAGUUAGGAAAGAAGAUACAAGCAUCUAUACAAGGUGUAAGAGACAAAAUUGAGGAAAAGAAUGGAUAUAUUGAAGGACAAAAGAAAGAAAUGGAUAAUAUUCAGUCAGAAAACCAAGAAUUAACCAAAAUAUUGAACGAAUGCAAGCAAGCAAAGGAAGAUAUUGAUAAUGAACGAGCUCAAACUCGUCAAUCCUUUGCUAAAUAUACUCAUGAUCUUUAUAUCUUGAAUAGCCAAACAAGUAAAGUGAAUAUGAACACCAAAACAACUAAAAUGCAAUCAGACAAAGUUGUUGCCGAUACUCAUAUGCUUCAUUCCCUUUCUUCCAAAGAAAAACAAAAUUUGAAAGUUGUCCAAGACCAGCAAGCCAUCAUUACAGGCGAAGUAUCAGCUAUGAAGGCUAAAGCGCAAGAAGACCAGAAGAAAAUUGCUCAAAUCGAGACCGAAACUAACAAUUACCGUAAAAAAUCGAUAACAAUGAACGGAAACAUCUACCAAACAGGCGAAGAAAUCAAGAUAUUAGAGCAGUCAUAUGCUGACAGGUCCAAAGAACUCCAUACCCUUAAUGAACAGACGAAAAGGCAAGUAAGUCUCAUGGAAAUUGUCCAAAACGAAAGAGAUCUUGCUUGUAAACAACAUGUAAAAGCCAUGUUAGAAAACGAAGAAAUUGCAGCGAAUGUUGAUGUCUUAGUCCAUGAAAUUGCACAGUUAAAGAAUGAUAUAAAAGAAGCAGAUGAGAAAUGCGUUGCAACACAUUAUAAAAGGAAAGUUGUUGAAGAUUCUUUGGGACUAAUAGAAGCUGAUGUUGAGAAACUAAGACAAGAUUUAAAAGCAUGUGAUGAUGAAACAACGCAAUUACGUAAUAAAAUACAAAGAUCGGCUUAUUUAUUAUCACAAGCUGAACUAGAUACAAGAACACAGAGCCAUACUGCUGAUGAUUUAGAGUACUACACGAGAUCAGUCAAUAAAUCAACUGUUGAGAAAGUAAAUGAAGCAAACAUUCUCAAAGAAAAAGCAAAUUUGUUGACAACAGAAAUAAACAACGGUUCUUUAUCGUUUAAGAAGAAAAUGGCAGAGAUAAAUCAGCUGAAUGAUGAUUUAAAGAGAGAACUAGCACUUAACCAAAGACUUCUUGAUUCUAUAAGGCACAGUAGAGCUUUACAAUUAGAAAUAAUCAGAGUUGAAAAAGCUUUGAUUUUGGAACAAGGAAAAAGUAGAGCUCUUUCUGAAGAAUUAGAAAGACCAAUUAACAUUCACAGAUGGAGAAUAUUGAAUGGAACUAAUCCAGAGUUGGCUCAGUUGAUAAGAAUGAAUCAUGACGUGAGAGAUAAACUGAUGAUGAAGAUAAAUCAGUUGUCAAGACUAAGAGACACAAAAUCAAGAUUAAAAGAUAGAGCAGAUGUUUUAGAAACACAUCUUAAAAACGCUGCAGAAAGUGAAAGAUAUUAUGAUGAAUUCCAAUUCUUAACUGAAGUUUUGCAGCAGAAAACGGAACAGCUGAGAUCAAUGGAAGAACAACUGAACUCACAAAGAAACGUCGUUGGCGAUCAAAAGGAACAACUGACAACUGUAAGAACAAUGGUCAGAGAAGAAAAAUCUUCUUAUUACAACCAAAAGAAGAAAGUUGUCAAAAUGAGGGCUAAAACAGCAGCAGGAAAGAGACCAACGCCAUUACCACAAGUAAGACCUGUAAGUGCUCGUAAGGUUACACAGUUUGUAGGUGGUGGUUUCGCUGUAACUAAUGCAAAUAUCGAAAAUAGACCUCAUGAACGACCAAUGACAACAAACAACGCGUAUUCUCCUCGUAAGAAGAAAGAAGACGGUAUACAAGCAACGAGAUUACCAAGUGGAUGGAAUUCAAGAAGACCUCCUUUGGCACCUUAUCUUCCAAUAUUAUCUGAAUCCAAAGUUUAG
This is a messenger RNA of Trichomonas vaginalis G3, 2796 nucleotides long. RefSeq names its product cilia- and flagella-associated protein 58-related family. The transcript has a single exon. The coding region runs from base 1 to 2796 and encodes 931 amino acids. Lineage: Eukaryota; Parabasalia; Trichomonadida; Trichomonadidae. Gene Ontology annotation, cellular component: cytoskeleton. The record is from RefSeq and is a predicted model, not a curated record.